AUGUCAACAGCACCUGUAUACAACUCAUCUGAGCCUGCCGGAGGUAACCCUCUGAAGGUCGACGUCAACGCGCAGUAUGCAGGUCUCGAGUUCAACUAUGUCUACCUCGCGGUCUGCUCGUUCCUCGUCUACUUGAUCAUCCCUGGUAUCGGCCUGCUCUAUGGUGGCCUAGCGCACAAGAAGAGUGGUCUGUCCCUGCUGUUCCAGAGCAUGAUGGUCGUUGCCCUCGUCACGUUCCAGUGGAUGUUCUGGGGCUACUCUCUUGCCUUUUCCCGCACUGCCGGCCCCUUCAUUGGCGAUCUAGCCAACUUUGGUCUGAGAAACGUCUCUGCUGCACCUUCUCCUGGCAGUGCUGUUCUGCCCGAAAUCGUCUUCUGUCUGUAUGAGCUUCUCUUUGCUGCUUGUACAGUGCAGAUCGUCGUCGGAGGUGCCUUCGAACGUGGUCGCAUCCUUCCCUCGCUCAUCUUUGCCUUCUGCUGGUGCACCAUCGUCUACUGUCCCAUUGCUUGCUGGACAUGGAACGCAAAUGGUUGGCUCUUCAAGCUCCCUUCCCUUGAUUAUGCUGGUGGCGGUCCCGUUCAUAUCGCUUCCGGAUGGGCGGCUUUGGCCUAUGCUUUGGCACUCGGACAGAGAACAUCCAAGGAACACCACGCAAAGCACAAGCCUCACAACUCGACCUUGGUCUUUGUCGGCACUGUUCUCAUUGUCUUUGGUUGGUUUGGCUUCAACGGAGGCAGUGCUCUCAAUGCCUCGGUUCGUGGUAUGAUGGCUGCUUUCAACACCCAGGUCGCUGCUUCGACUGGUGUCCUCGGUUGGGUGCUCGUUGAUGCCAUCCGCCAUAAGGGACGCUUCUCGGUUGUUGGCGCUUGCGAGGGAGCGAUUGCUGGCCUGGUGGGUAUCACUCCCGCUGCUGGUUAUGUCAACCCUUGGCCCGCAGCCGUGAUUGGCUUCGUGACAGCCAUCGUUUGCGCUCUCCUGCAGGAUAUCAACGACUGGCUUCGCAUCGACGACGGUCUCUAUGUCUUCAAGCUUCACGGCAUCGGUGGCAUGGUGGGCUCUUUCUUGACCGGCAUUUUCGCCAACCAGGCCAUUUCCGCUCUCGAUGGUGUUACUCUUGCUCCUGGUGCUUACAAUGGUAACGGUAUUCAGGUUGGCAAGCAGUUCGCCGAGAUCACAGCCAUCUCUGCAUACUCGUUCAUUGUCAGCUACAUUCUGCUCAUGAUUAUCAAGUACAUCCCAGGCAUGCACUUGCGUGUGGACAAGGAGGCUGAGAUCAGAGGUCUCGACCUUGACCAGUUCUUUGAUGAAGAGAUGGACCACUGGGACCUCAGCCCGGCCGGUAUCGAUGUCAUGCAGUCCGAGCAGACGACCUACACUCACGGCGUCCCCGAGACUCGCGAGGGAUCUCUGACUCCCAACGACGUUACUGCCGCCGAGAAGAAGUAG
This is a messenger RNA of Aureobasidium namibiae CBS 147.97, 1446 nucleotides long. Its product is annotated as ammonium transporter. Gene Ontology annotation, biological process: ammonium transmembrane transport. Gene Ontology annotation, molecular function: ammonium channel activity. The coding region runs from base 1 to 1446 and encodes 481 amino acids. The record is from RefSeq and is a predicted model, not a curated record. Gene Ontology annotation, cellular component: plasma membrane. Lineage: Eukaryota; Fungi; Ascomycota; Dothideomycetes; Dothideales; Saccotheciaceae. The transcript has 4 exons.